UUCCAAAUUCCGAGAGCACAAUCACGGUCGUAGUAACAACAGUCAUAAUCACAAUCAUAACAAUAAAACAAAGGGCAAGUCGCCGCCGACCCGGCCCAGCGAGACGCCCCCACCUCCCCCCGGCCAUGGGCUCCGGCGUGGAAGUCCUGCGCUUCCAGCUCCCGGGCCACGAGGCGGCCACGCUGCGGAACAUGAACCAGCUGCGGGCGGAGGAGCGGUUCUGCGACGUGACCAUCGUGGCGGACAGCCUGAAGUUCCGGGGCCACAAGGUGAUCCUGGCGGCCUGCUCGCCCUUCCUGCGGGACCAGUUCCUGCUGAACCCCAGCUCGGAGCUGCAGGUGUCACUCAUGCACAGCGCCCGCAUCGUGGCCGACCUCCUGCUGUCCUGCUACACGGGGGCCCUGGAGUUCGCCGUCCGCGACAUCGUCAACUACCUGACGGCCGCCUCCUAUCUCCAGAUGGAGCACGUGGUGGAGAAGUGCCGCAACGCCCUGAGCCAGUUCAUCGAGCCCAAGAUCGGGCUCAAGGAAGAGGGGGAGGGCCCCGCCGCGGCCAUGGCCGCCGCCCCGGGCUGCGGUCGCCCCGGCGGCUCCGGGGUGGGCCGCCCCGGCGGGGUCGGCCUGGCCAAGUCCCUCCUCCUCCCCGCCCGGGUCCCCAAGGCCGCCCCGCGGGCCCCGCCCCCGCCCCCGCCGCUCCUCCGCCCGGUCAAGCUGGAGUUCCCCCUGGACGAGGACCUGGAGCUGAAGGCCGAGGAGGAGGACGAGGAGGAGGAGGAGGACGUGGCGGACAUCUGCAUCGUCAAGGUGGAGUCGGCCCUGGAGGCGGCCCACCGGCUCAAGCCCCCCGGGGGCGCGGGCGGCGGGGUGGGGGGCGGCGGCGUGGGCGGCGGCGGGGUGACCGGGGGGCUGCUGGAGGCCCUGGCGGGCGGGUUGCCCCCCGGGGAGCUGCCGCCGCCCCAGGGGGUGGUCAAGGCCUGCUACAGCCUGGCCGAGGACGGGGAAGGGGAAGGGCUGCUGCUGCUGCCCGGCGGGCUGGGGGCCCUGAGCGCGGCCGGGCUCGGCGAGCAGGUGGUGGCGGCCGCCGUGGUGGCCGGGGGCGGGGCCGGCGGGCGCGGCGUGGGCCCGCUGCCGGGGGGCUCCGGGGGGAACCCCCUGAAGAACCUCAAGUGCACCAAGUGCCCGGAGGUGUUCCAGGGGGUGGAGAAACUGGUGUUCCACAUGCGCGCCCAGCACUUCGUCUUCAUGUGCCCGCGCUGCGGCAAGCAGUUCAACCACAGCAGCAACCUGAACCGCCACAUGAACGUCCACCGCGGGGUCAAGUCCCACUCGUGCGCCGUCUGCGGCAAGUGCUUCACGCAGAAGUCCACGCUGCACGACCACCUCAACCUGCACUCGGGCGCCCGCCCCUACCGCUGCUCCUACUGCGACGUGCGCUUCGCCCACAAGCCCGCCAUCCGCCGCCACCUCAAGGAGCAGCACGGCAAGACCACGGCCGAGAACGUGCUGGACGCCAGCGUGGCCGAGAUCAACGUGCUCAUCCGCUAGCGGCCGGCCCGG
Tachyglossus aculeatus (Australian echidna) is the source of this 1556-nucleotide messenger RNA. RefSeq names its product zinc finger and BTB domain containing 12 (gene ZBTB12). The record is from RefSeq and is a predicted model, not a curated record. The coding region runs from base 126 to 1544 and encodes 472 amino acids. The transcript has 2 exons. Gene Ontology annotation, molecular function: RNA polymerase II cis-regulatory region sequence-specific DNA binding; DNA-binding transcription factor activity, RNA polymerase II-specific; protein binding. NCBI's taxonomy places the organism in Eukaryota, Metazoa, Chordata, Mammalia, Monotremata, Tachyglossidae. Gene Ontology annotation, biological process: regulation of transcription by RNA polymerase II.